This is a messenger RNA of Clunio marinus, 327 nucleotides long. The record is from the annotation of a GenBank genome assembly. NCBI's taxonomy places the organism in Eukaryota, Metazoa, Arthropoda, Insecta, Diptera, Chironomidae.
AUGAAAAGCAGACUAUCACCUUCUUUAGAACUUUUUUCUGAAAACAUUUUGCCACUUCCGGUUAUGAAUGAUUACCACUUACUUAUAAUAGCUUUCAAAAUUAGAAACAAUCUCUUAAAGAAUAAUAUUGAACUAAAAUACAUCAACGAGAUACAUAGUCAUGGAACUAGGCGAGUUGGAAAUUUUCACGUAGUCAAAAAUCAUGUAAGAGCAGUUGCUCUGUUUAAGGCUGGUGUUCUCCAAAAAAAUUUUUCUGGUGCUCUCACAACUAAUAUAAUGACACCUGUUCUGGUGCCACUGGGCAUGUUUAAUACUGAUGGAAGAUGA